Molecule: messenger RNA, 1779 nt
Organism: Plasmopara halstedii
Lineage: Eukaryota; Oomycota; Peronosporomycetes; Peronosporales; Peronosporaceae
Product: aspartate kinase
Exons: 1
Coding region: 1-1779 (592 amino acids)
Biological process (GO): amino acid biosynthetic process
Molecular function (GO): aspartate kinase activity
Source: RefSeq, a predicted model, not a curated record
AUGGUCUUGUCGUCUUGGGUAGUGCUCAAGUUUGGCGGCACAAGCGUAUCAACUGCUGAGCGCUGGCGUUGUAUUUGCAACCAGAUCCGCUCGCACCUAGAGUCUUCGUCAUCUUCACGCGUGUGGGUCACAAUCUCAGCUUUAUCCCAAAUCACAAACAAACUUACUCAAGCAUUAGCGCUAGCCAGUGAACGCGGCAGCAGCCACAUGGAGUUAACCACCAGCAUAGCACUUCAACACUUUUCGCUGGCAUACGAGGUAGGACUUUUGCCAACGCUUGAGGGUAUAGAAGACAGUGCAGAAUUGUACAAUCGAUGGCAGCACCUCUGGCUGGACAGCAUAUUCAGCCAAGAUUUAGAUGGAUCGUCGUUUUCAAGGUCUCCCAUUAAUUUUUUACUGCCUAAGACGCUACAUCCACUUGUGGAGGAGCUGAAGAAUCUCGUCCGCAUGCUGGAAGGCAUUCGACUUACAGAAGAAGCAUCGCCUAGGAUUCAAGCACGUGUACUAGCAUUUGGAGAAUUGCUGUCGACUCACUUAGGGAAAUGUAUUUUAGACCACUAUGGUCUCACUGACGUCGAGCGAGUGGAUGCAAGAGAGCUGCUGGUCAGUGACAACGCAAGUGCCAAAUCUGAAGAGGACAAGUAUCUGCAGGCAGAGGUUCUUCCCCGACUGGAUCGAGAACAAGCUGAAGUUGCGGCUAACGGGAAGCGUGUAGUACUGACACAAGGUUUUAUUGCCAGCACAAGCACAGGAGCGACAUGUGUGCUCGGACGCGGAGGAAGCGAUACGUCGGGUUCGCUUUUCGCCUCUUUGCUAGGUGCUCUGAAGUACGAAAUCUGGACCGACGUGCACGGCAUGUUUACAACAGAUCCGCGCUUUGUACCUGACGCACGUUUGAUUAAAAAUCUUGACUACCGUGAAGCACAAGAGCUGGCUGCUAUGGGUGCCAAAGUGCUGCAUCCUCGUUGCAUCAAUCCAGUACAGUGGGGAGGGAUACCAUUAGAGAUUCGAAAUACAAACGAUCCCAAAGGCGAAAAGACUGUAAUUCAUCCUGCUACCGAUGCAGAUAAGGCACAGCACGGAAGUCCCAAGAUUCUUGCCGUGGUCAAGCGCCAGAACAUGACAACGCUAAGUAUUACCGCUUUUGACAUGUGCGGAACUUCAGGCUUUCUGGCCAAGGUGUUUGCUCCGUUUGAAACUUGCGGAAUUUCAGUGGAUUUGAUCGCAACCUCACAAUUCUCCGUGACAGUCACGCUGGACCACAUUCCUGGUGGAAUUCAAGGUGCACCAUUUAACCAAUUGCUGGAAGCUUUGAAUGAGCACUCGAAAGUGCGGGUAUUCGAAGACUGCUCGGUGGUUUCAAUUGUCGGCCGCCGACUGCGUAAGGCGUUGGCAGAGCUUGGUUGUGUAUUUAGUGUGCUUGAAAAUUACGAUGUACUGCUGCUUAGUGAAUCUGCCGAAGAUUUGAACCUGUCGUUUGUACUUCAGCAGAAAGAGGCCGACGAGGUCGUCGCCCGCAUGCACAGCUUCUUUUUUCCCGGCGACAAUAAUGUGUCCUCAGCAAAGGUCGUAGCUGUAGAUGGAAAGCCUUCAAGAGCUCUCCCUCCUCGUUCUCCUCACCCAACUACUUCUACCAGCGAGACAAUUGCUGGAGUACUACCAACAAUUCCUGGGCCAGUCGUUACUGCUCUCCAGCAGUCAACAUUUCGUCGAUCGCCUUCGCGUGACUUGUUGUUCGGCCCCACGUGGCAGUCAUUGCUUAAUGAUGCGCAGACGUAA